This is a messenger RNA of Acanthamoeba castellanii str. Neff, 246 nucleotides long. RefSeq lists its product as uncharacterized. The coding region runs from base 1 to 246 and encodes 81 amino acids. Lineage: Eukaryota; Discosea; Longamoebia; Acanthamoebidae. The transcript is spliced from 2 exons. The record is from RefSeq and is a predicted model, not a curated record.
AUGGAGGAAGAGGUUUGGUCUCUAAUCCACAACAACAUGUGGAUUCUCAUACUGCAGCCAAGCCACAAGCACAUUGUCAAGGGCAAGUUUGUCUUCAAGCUCAAGGGGGAAGAAAUCACCAUCAUUACCAUCCAUGUCAAUGACUGCACCAUCACCACAAGCAAGCCUCUACUGCAAGCAGCCAAGGAUGUGCUCACUGCCAAGUUUGACAUGCAGGACCUCAGCAAAGCAAAGUCAGUUCUCUGA